GACCCGCGAGUAGCAACGCUGCUCCGACUCUUCCGCUGGUCCACGCUACGCUUCUCAGUCAUUGUGCCAAACACGCGUCGCUCGUUACGUUACGCUACGCCGGUACUCCCGCGAUUACGCUGCUCACUGCGCACGCUCCACGGUGCAUUACGCCUUGCCCCUCUUCCCUGUACCUGACCUCGUGACACCCGUAACCCACAGCCUGGUGACCCUCGGACAUGGGUGUAGAGGACAACAAUGCUGCUGAACUGAAGCCGUUAUCAGGUGGAGAGGUCCAGCCCCGCGUGAUCAAGAUGGCGCCGCAAACUCGAGGCCAGAAAGUGAGAAAAUGUAUAACGAACAACCUCCUGACAAUGCUGACUGUAGGGGGAGUUGUGGGCGGAGGUGUCAUCGGCUUCACCCUUCGGGCGUCCAAACCCAUAUGGACACCGAGAGAAGUGAUGUACGUUCAGUUUAUCGGAGAGAUCUUCCUGAACAUGCUGAAGGGGCUGAUCAUCCCUCUGCUCGUUUCCUCGAUCGUCUCGGCCAUCGGCUCUCUGGAUCUCUCGCUCUCCAGCAAGAUCGGGUUCCGCGCCAUAGCCUACUACGUGGCCACCACUUCCCUGGCCGUGUUCCAGGGCAUCGUGCUGGUCUCCGUGAUCCAGCCAGGACGUUACAGCGGCAAUGAAAACAUCACCCGUAAGGGCACCUCCAGGAACGUUACCACAGCCGACACCCUCAUGGACUUGGCCAGGAGCAUGUUCCCGCCAAAUCUCGUCCAGGCCUGUACUCACCAGUAUCGGACGGUACUCACUUUCGACGACAGUGAAAACCACAAGGUAGCAGACGUUCUGAAACAGGACCCCAAAAAUCUGUACACCUGGACCAUAAGCAACGAAUUCACCGAAGGGUCCAACGUACUCGGAUUGGUCGUAUUCGCUGUGGUCCUCGGCAUUGCGAUUGGCCGUAUGGGCGAAAUGGGCAAACCCUUGCUCAAGGUAUUCGAGUCUCUGGGGGAGGCCAUGAUGGUCAUCACCAACUGGGUUAUCUGGAUAUCUCCACUCGGUGUGCUGUUCCUGGUCUGCUCAAAGAUUUUGAGCAUGGACAGCAUCACUACAGUCUUCCAUCAGCUGGGAAUGUAUUUCUUCACUGUGCUUCUCGGCCUCUUCUGUCACGGUUUUGUCGUGGUCCCGCUCAUCUACACAAUCGGAACGCGGAAAAUGCCCUUCAGGUUUAUCGCCAACAUGACCCAGGCCAUAGUGACUGCAUUUGGAACAGCCUCCAGUUCCGCCUCACUGCCAGUAUCGAUGUCUUGCCUGGAGGAGAAGAACCAUGUUGACGAGAGGGUAUCCAGGUUCGUGAUGCCUAUAGGAGCCACCAUCAAUAUGGACGGAACCGCACUUUACGAGGCGGUCGCGGCACUCUUUAUAGCCCAAGUGCGCGAGGUCCCUUACAGCUUCGGCAGCAUCAUAGCUGUCAGUAUAACCGCGACAUUCGCCAGUAUUGGAGCAGCCGGUAUACCACAGGCCGGGCUGGUAACGAUGGUCAUGGUGCUGGACACGGUGGGUCUGCCUGCGGAGGAUGUCACCCUCAUCAUCGCCGUCGACUGGUUGCUAGACCGGUUCCGCACCACAAUCAACGUCCUGGGAGACUCCAUGGGGGCUGGUUUGGUCGCCCAUCUCAGCAAAGGCGAGUUGGACGCCAUUGGAGAACCGGAGACAAUCAAGAUGAAGAAGAGAGCAUCGAUGAGUGCGCCAAAUUCCAACACUCCCGAAAUCUCCUGGAACACUACUCCGAUGUAGAUACUGAAUAGUGGCUUGUUCCAUAAUUAAUGUUCAGCUGCAGAGAUGUAGAUGGUUACCGAAAUGUUUCAAGAGAUGAUAUAUACAAAUGGAAUUUUUUGCAGGGUUUAAUAUAUUUUUAUACCAUACUCAUGUAAGAUUAUAAAGACCAGCAAUACUUUAAGAUUAUAAAAUAACUACUUUCAAGUACAAUGACAAAAAACAUUACAAAUUAGAAUCAAUAGUACCUUCCUUAACUAGUCAAUGUAAACAUUGAAUCUGUAGUAAACUAUGUUCGGUAAAGUACAAAAUAUUUGUAAGUUUGUGCAUUUUGUUAUGUUUGUAAAUGCUUUAUAAACAUCAGAGUUUGCUUUUAUUUUAAGGUAGUUCUUUGCAAGUAUGUAAACUAUUUGUUUAUAUCUCACUUUCAACUACGCUAACAGAAAUAUGCCACUUCACCAUUCCAAAUAUUUAGUUUUUCUAGUUAUAUACAAUACCAAACAGUACUUACAAUGCUGACACUAUAAUUUUUUUUUUAAUAUGGAUUGUUGUGGUAUUUUUUUUAAACAAAUCAAUCAUUAAAAUGUAUAGUACAAAAAUUAACGUAGACCAUAUUAAAAUGUUUAACGGUUUUCACUAUUGAAAUGUAAAAUAAUUAAACACAGAGUAAUUGAAACAGAAACAAUAGCAAGACAUGUGUAAAUAGUAAAAACAAUAAGUUUAAUAGUUAUAAUGUGCUGUAUACACAGUAAUUAGAGUUUAUACAAUCAUAGGAUAACCACAAUCUAACAGUGCCAUAAUAUAGUCAAGUCUAGCUGAAUUUUAAUGCUAUAGGUAGAAAUGCUUUAAAGCAAGUAUAGGUUAUAACUGACAUGUACAGUCAUUUGUUAUUAAGUUUCAUCAAAUUCAGUGUAAUGUUUUUAGUUGAAUGUAAUUAUAUUUGUAUGAAUCUAAGGUAGUGUUUUUCUUUGAAUUUGUUAAUGUGGAUGAAAUGUUUUAGAAGUUUAGUAUCAGAAACUCAUUAUUUUACAUGUAAGUGUUCACUUUUAUUAAAUUGUAAUAUUAAAGAAUACAUCAGUCCAAAUGUAUUUUAGAGUACAAAUACUUUCAAACUGUUGUUUUUUAUAAUUUUCAUAAUAUUUUUUUUUAUAAUAUCAACUUAGUUACUUUAUUAGACCAGUCUCCUCGGGUCACAUGCUUUAGGAGCUUAUUCCUAGAUGCUUCUCUGACUUCUCGAUAGAGUCUCAAGUACAACAUGCCGAGAUUACAAUUUAGGAAUAUCAAUGUGUAAGUAUAAAUAUAUUAGGUCAUAAUUGUUAAUUCCUGAAAAACAAAGUUAAAAUCUCCAAAAUAAGAGAUUUUGGCUAUUAAAAUUCUCAAAAAAUUAAACGUAAUAUGAUAUUUAAUUUGUAAUCAAAUGUGUAUCUUAGAUGUAGUUUAUUAAUUGUAUGUAUACAACUCCCCAGAUCUUGUUGCCAUAUAGUAAUUUAUACUAAAAUAAUAAUUGCUUUUCAUAUGUGCCAAGUUGAAAGACUGUUGUUAUUUGGAAAAUACAGUAAUGGUCACCUUUAAAUAACACAAUUUUAAUUAUAUUUUUUAAGUUAUAAUUUUAAUAAAAACAUCUAGUUAUUUAACAGUCAGAGCCCAUCAAAGCAAGAAAGGUGUACUUCAAGUUCAAUAUUUUAUUUUGACUCCUUUGUAUAUUUUAAAUGAGUACGAAGAUAAAUCACACUGUAUUACAACUAACAGAGUUAUUUAAAAACUAAAAUUGAAAAAUAGGUUUUGUAAGUGGUUUGGAUUUUUAUGUGUAAUUUAAAUAAAAUUAUGGCUGUAUAAUUAAAUAGAAAUUUCCUUCAGUUUUAUAGUUUUAUAACAUAUUUUUUGUGACUGAGUAUAACAACAUCCAACAAAAUAAAGUUUAAGUUAGUUAAAAUAAUUUAUAUGAAAGUUUUUGUUAUAAUAUGUACGUUAUACCUAUAAUACAUAGAUAUAAAAUACACUGUUGAAUAAAUGAAUACUGUAUUUUCUAAUUAUAUAUUUGUUAAGUUUAAUAAAUAUUAUUGUAUAAUACAAUUAUAUCUAGCUAUGUACUUUUCUUAGUUAUUUAUGUUAUUGUUAUUAAAACUCUUGAAUAAACGUGUUUUGUUUUAAUAUUUGUACAUUUUUUUAAUAACUGAGUACCACAAAAAGGUGUUAUUAAAACACUACAAAUGUCGUUUUUGGGUUUGGAAAUAUUUGUAUAUUAAAUUUAUAGCCCUUUAAUAUAACUUCUCAGUAUAGGAAAAUUAAAGUUUUGUAUCACUUUUCGUGAAAUCACAGGCAUUUGAGUAUAAAUUUAGCAGGAAAUUCAAGCAUUUUGCAGUCAGGACCAUAUAAAAACAACUAAAAAUAAAAAUGUGAAACUUUUAGAGCACAAGAUUAAAGCUGCAGACAAUUGUGUGUUUUUUGUAUUUACAAAGUAGAAUUAUGCCACACUAUGUGUCGUAACAGGCUUCGUUGAGAUUACAUGCAAUAUUUAAAAUCUAUACUGCUGUCAGAUAGAUAAACGCAAUCGCACAAAAAAAUAGGUUAACGCAAACAUUACGCAUCAUAGAAUUCAUUCAUAUAGAAAUGAAGUUUCAUACAAAAUUUAAAGUCUGCUUAUGAAAUCUUUCUCAAAAUAUUUUUUCACGUGAUAUAUUCAGAUUUGUUUUCAUAAAAUUAGGUUUCAUACCAGUGUUUAUAUUACAACAAUCUGCUCAUCAACUCACUGUAAAAUUAUGUUGGUAGGUAAUGUUGUAUGUAAAGGGAGAAUUAGACUUCAUGUGUUAUUAUAUUACAUGAUUGAAUCUGUUAUGGGAGUAUUGAGUUUCUUUACAAAUUUAUUUAUUCUGCUAUUUUCUCAUUGCCAUCAUAAGACCAAUUUUAAAAUAUUCAUUGACGCUCAGCCUAUCCCAUGUAGUGACAUGUACUAUCAUUGAAACAGUGCUCCUUAUAUACUGUAGAAAUGAAGCUUCAAGCACAAUUUCAAGUCUAUAAUUUAGUUCAUUUUCGAGAUAUUGUGUGGACAGUUAGAUAGACAGACGGAAAUGAAAUUUUUGAUAGUGAUAUGCUACACUAGAGCUCAGGCAAUAAAACAAAAUUGUUAGAAAGAAUAUUUAAAAACACAUAAUUUUCUUCAAUUUUAUUUCAUUAAAAAAUAUAAUUUCAUUAAUUUAUCAAUGAAUAACAAACAUCUUACACCCUGAAGCUAUAAUUCAUAAACAAGUGGUACUCAAAAAAGUAUAACUUAGAUAAAAGUAAUUUGUAUCUUCAGCCAUUUUAAUUUAGAACUAAAACAUUGCCUAAAUUUCCUACUUAAAAAGCCUGUAAAAAUUCACAUGAAGUUUUAAAAACUUUCUACUUUUUCUUUACUUAGUGAGAUUAUCUUAAAGAGCUAUUAAUUUAACAUAAAAAAUGUGUUCUAAACCCAAAAUUGAUUUAACUAUCUUAAUAAAAGCUCUAAUGUCUCAUCACAAUUAAAUUUAGUAAUAAUAAUUAUUUAAUUAUUAAUAUUCUUAUUAAGUCUUUAUGUACGGAUUGCAGAAAUAAACUGGAUGAGCCAUUUCAGUGGAUUUGGAUUUCUUCA
Molecule: messenger RNA, 5367 nt
Organism: Homalodisca vitripennis (glassy-winged sharpshooter)
Lineage: Eukaryota; Metazoa; Arthropoda; Insecta; Hemiptera; Cicadellidae
Product: excitatory amino acid transporter 3-like
Biological process (GO): L-glutamate transmembrane transport
Cellular component (GO): plasma membrane
Molecular function (GO): glutamate:sodium symporter activity; neutral L-amino acid transmembrane transporter activity; L-glutamate transmembrane transporter activity
Source: RefSeq, a predicted model, not a curated record